GGAGGGGCGGGGCCUCUGGUGGCGGUAGGGAACUGGAGGGGAGGCGGCAACAUUGUUUCAAGUUGGACAAAUUGACAAGAGCGAGAAAUACACUGCGUUCCAUCCCGACCUGGGGCCGCGGAGCUGGGCCCGGUUUUCCCCUCCUCCACCCCCCGAGAGUCGGGGCCCGCCUUUUGCAGGUUUCCCAGGCCCCCGCUCCAGGGCCGGGCUGACCCGACUCGCUAGCGCUUCAUGGAGAACUUCCAAAAAGUGGAAAAGAUCGGAGAGGGCACGUACGGAGUUGUGUACAAAGCCAAAAACAAGGUGACGGGAGAAGUGGUGGCGCUUAAAAAAAUCCGCCUGGACACUGAGACAGAGGGUGUACCCAGUACUGCUAUACGAGAGAUUUCUCUGCUUAAGGAGCUUAACCACCCUAACAUUGUCAAGCUGCUGGAUGUCAUCCACACAGAAAACAAACUCUACCUAGUUUUUGAGUUUCUGCACCAGGAUCUGAAGAAAUUCAUGGAUGCCUCUGCUUUGACUGGCAUUCCUCUUCCCCUCAUCAAGAGCUAUCUGUUCCAGCUGCUCCAGGGCCUAGCCUUCUGCCAUUCUCAUCGGGUUCUGCACCGAGACCUCAAACCUCAGAAUCUGCUUAUCAACGCAGAGGGGGCCAUCAAGCUAGCAGACUUUGGACUAGCCAGAGCCUUUGGAGUACCUGUUCGUACUUACACCCAUGAGGUGGUGACCCUGUGGUACCGAGCACCUGAAAUCCUUCUGGGCUGCAAGUACUACUCCACAGCUGUAGAUAUCUGGAGCCUGGGCUGCAUCUUUGCUGAGAUGCACCUAGUGUGUACCCAGCACCAUGCUAGGUGCUGUGGGGAACACAGAAGAAAUGGAAGACACAGUCUCUGCCCGCUGUGCUCCUAUCUAGAAGUGGCUGCAUCACAAGGAGGGGGGAUGACCGCAGUGUCUACCCCACACCCCGUGACCCGCCGAGCCCUAUUUCCUGGAGAUUCCGAAAUCGACCAACUCUUCCGGAUCUUCCGGACUCUGGGGACCCCAGAUGAAGUGGUUUGGCCAGGAGUUACUUCUAUGCCUGAUUAUAAGCCGAGUUUCCCCAAGUGGGCCCGGCAAGAUUUUAGCAAAGUUGUUCCUCCCUUGGAUGAAGAUGGACGGAGCUUGCUGUCGCAAAUGCUGCACUACGACCCCAACAAGCGGAUUUCGGCAAAGGCAGCUCUGGCUCACCCUUUCUUCCAGGAUGUGACCAAGCCAGUGCCCCACCUUCGACUCUGAUGUCCUACCCCAGUCUCACCCUCUCCUCCAGUGGGGGCCUGAUCUGCCUUGGCCCUGGGCUAUUUGCCCUCUGAUCUUGUCUGGCUGCCUUAACACCUCCCCCUCUUAGCCAGCCAACUCUGAGGAUAUAAGGGGUGGAGAAGAGAAAUAGGUGAAAAUGAAAGGAAGCUUCAGUAUUAGAUGCACUUAAGUCCCUCCACCACCCUCUCCCCCUCUUCUUAGUCAUUGCUGAGGAGGGCUGGUAUUUAAAAAGAAAAGACUGCCCUCCACAUAGGGCUUGCCAUCCCAAUCUCUGAAAGCCCUGAAAAUUAUUAUUUCCUGUGUUCGGGAUGACAGACACCCCAAGCCUCGCCUCGGCCACUGCGUUUAUAAGGUCAACUGAUAGCAGAGAACCUAAGUUGGGACUUUAGAAAACCAAGCAAAACAAAACAGAGGGAGGGGCCUGUUUUAAAGAAUUAGGUUAAAAAAUAGAUCCAACCAGUUUAUACCCUAAUUUUAGUGUUUCACCUCACCUAACAGUCUGGGAGACUCAAGACUCCCAGUCUCUGCAGUCUUGAUGAGACUGCAGUAGAAACAAUUGCCCCUAGUCCCUCUAUCUGUCCCAACUAUGGGCAAGAGGUAUCUGGGAGGCUCUAGGACAGGGAUUGUACUUCACCGUGGCCUUAUGGGGCAAGUAAAAGUUGUCUGAAUUUUUCUCUUCCUUUUAAGACUCUUGGUUCUUCACAUGCCAGGUCCCAUCUUCCUCUGAAGGCUACCCCCCAUAGGAGUGGAAGUUAGGGUUUAGACAUCAUUUUGAAAAUGCUGACACUUUUUUAGGGCUGUGACUGAGUGAGGGCAUUGGGAAAAUUUUUUUCUUUAAAAGAAGGAUGAACAAUUAUAUUUAUAUUUCAGGUUAUAGUGUUUUUUAAGUGGGAAUGGGUGGAUUUGUUGCCAUGUGCACCUUGGGGUUUUGUAAUGCAAAUGUUUUUAAAAAAAGUAUUUUUUUUUCUUUUUUUGAUGUUUGUCUCCCUUCUCCCACCUCUUGUCUUCGAGUGUUCAUGCUAUUAACAUUAUUUGUAAUUUAGUUUGUGAUUCAUUAAAAACAAAAGUUCCUAGUUUUAUAGUUCA
Molecule: messenger RNA, 2379 nt
Organism: Lynx canadensis (Canada lynx)
Lineage: Eukaryota; Metazoa; Chordata; Mammalia; Carnivora; Felidae
Gene: CDK2
Product: cyclin dependent kinase 2
Exons: 8
Coding region: 232-1272 (346 amino acids)
Biological process (GO): G1/S transition of mitotic cell cycle; regulation of gene expression; signal transduction
Cellular component (GO): cyclin-dependent protein kinase holoenzyme complex; cytoplasm; nucleus
Molecular function (GO): cyclin binding; ATP binding; cyclin-dependent protein serine/threonine kinase activity
Source: RefSeq, a predicted model, not a curated record